Messenger RNA from Thelazia callipaeda (thelaziosis nematode), 1653 nucleotides. Lineage: Eukaryota; Metazoa; Nematoda; Chromadorea; Rhabditida; Thelaziidae. The record is from the annotation of a GenBank genome assembly.
AUGCCAACUGUUCCAUGUAACCUAGCAGAUCAAAACAAGUAUAAGGAAGAAAAUUCUGUAAAUGAUGAAGGGAAUGCAUACGCUUAUUGGGAUCCAACGCUUCUCCUCAACAAGCUUUAUGAGAUUAGUUAUGAACCUCGGAAGGAAUCAAAGCUCAAUCGUUUCACUAAUAUGGAAGGGCAUCUCGAAGUUCCUGUAGAGGACCAGAGCAUUUAUGCUGAAUUACAGAAGAAUUGGGUACAGCGGUAUUUUCGAACAAGAGAUGGACGCUUACAAUGGUUUGCAUCACAUUUCGCAGAUGAUACACCAGUGGGUGAAGUGCUGCUUUCCGGUUGUGAAGUAGAUGCCAAUAAAGAUGAAAAUACUUUGUAUAUACAUGGUGGGAAGAAUCAUAUUCGAAUGAUAUUGAAGAUUCCUCCUGGAAUAAAUGUGUUUGAUAAAUGGAGAAAGGCUGUGAACAGUCAUGCAGCAUCUUCUUAUCUCGACACAUUCGUUAAUCCUGUAUAUCCACCGAUGCCUCAUAUCACUGAGAAAGUCUUAAUAAUUGAGCUCGGAUCGUGUUCAAUACGUGCUGGUGUUUUGACAAUGGAGCCUUCUUUACCACAAUCAUUUUUUCCGUCGGUCGUUCUUGCUAGAGACGAUGGUAAAUUAAUUGUUGGUACUGAGGCACUGAUACCAAAGAACCGCUGUAAUGGUGAGCUGAUCAGGCCUUUACGUGCGACAGAUACCUCAUUGGAGCGGUAUGUUUUUCAUCGGUCAGCUUUGAAAGCGUGUUUGCAGAAGUGUGUAGAUGAUUUGAAGAUCGAUCCAAUCAAGUACCGGGUUCUACUUUCCAUCCCACAAAAUAUUUCUACUUUCCUCAUUUCGAAUUUAUUAAAAAUUGUGUUGGAAGAAAUGUGCUUCCAGGGUGCGGCAAUAUCGCGUCAACCGAGCCUUAUAUUAUAUGCUUACGAUGUGGCUACUGGUGUUGUGAUUGAUAUCGGUGACUGUUUAAAUAUUGUGCCAGUAAUCGAUGGCUAUGUUGUUGACAAUGCCAUUGUGUCAUUGCCCUAUGGUGCGGCUCACAUUGUUAACUCUUUACAAGGAAAACUGAUGGAAUCAAGCGUCAGUGGCUAUUCUUUUCAGUCUCCUGUUGAAAUGCUCAUUUCUCGUUAUGUAAUGGAACAGGCUUGCUUUGUUGCUACCAGUUAUGAGGAAGAAGUAGAAAAAUGCACUAAUAAUAGCUCUUCAUUGGACGUUUUUAAGCCAACAGAUAAAAUGACGUCUUUAUUCAAGAUUAAUUCGGCUCGUUUCACUGCUACUGAAGGUUUAUUCAAACCCAAAAAAUGGGGUCUUGAUAUAAAACCUCUUCAUCAACUAGUUUUUGAAGCAGUUCAAUCGUCACCAAUUGAUAGUAGAAAAACUUUGUUCAGAAAUAUAUAUUUGGCUGGUGGUGUAUCUUUACUACCUGGUUUAGCGGAAAGACUGGAAAUAGAAGUUGCUUCACUUGUUGCACCAAUUAUACAUACCCAGGUCCAUCUUUCUCCAUGGAGAUGUAACGCAGCAUAUCUUGGUGCUCAGGUGAUCGCUUCAAGUACUCAAUUUGAUCAGACUUGUAUUACACUUGAAAAUCUUGACGAUUUCAUUCAAAAUUUACAGAAUUCCAAUUUCUAG